This is a messenger RNA of Rhododendron vialii, 913 nucleotides long. Its product is annotated as outer envelope pore protein 24, chloroplastic-like. Gene Ontology annotation, molecular function: voltage-gated monoatomic cation channel activity. Lineage: Eukaryota; Viridiplantae; Streptophyta; Magnoliopsida; Ericales; Ericaceae. The record is from RefSeq and is a predicted model, not a curated record. The coding region runs from base 84 to 731 and encodes 215 amino acids. Gene Ontology annotation, biological process: regulation of monoatomic ion transmembrane transport. The transcript is spliced from 3 exons.
ACCGAUAUAACUCUGUCGAUCCUUCUCGAAAAUCCUCUUUAUUCCCCACCGAUAAUCUCUCUCUCUCUCUCUCAAUCUGGAAAAUGCCGAAACCGAAGGCUUCACUGAAGGCGAGGUACGCAACUGACAAGCUGGGCGUGGUGGGCACUCUGGCGGUCGACGCCGGCGACUUCAGACUUCUUGCCUCGGCGACUGACACCACCUUCGUCGGCGGCCUCUCCUUGAACGGCCUCUCUCUCUCCAUUGAGAAGCCAGGCUCAUUCUUCAUCGACUACGACGUCCCCAAACAGGAUGUUCUGUUUCAGUUCAUGAACACAGUCAGGGUUUUGGACAAACCCUUGAAUUUAACUUACACUCAUGAGAAGGGCGUGAACCAGACUGCAUUGAACGGGACGCUGGUGCUUGAUCCCGCCAACAAACUCUCGGCCAAUUAUGGGUUUGAUUCACAGAAUUGCAGGUUGAAACACACCUACAUGCACCGAGCGAAGACCACGUUCGAGCCAAGCUAUGAUUUCGCACAGAAUUCGUGGGACUUCACAGUGUCACAGAAGUUGUCUGAUGAUGACAUACUGAGGGCUUCGUACGAGACGUCUAGCAAGGUUUUGGGAUUAGAUUGGUCAAGGAAUUCCAUGCUUAAUGGAACGCUCAAGAUUUCUGCAUCCGUCAAUUUGGCAGAGAAACAGAAGGUGCCAAAGUUUUGUGCAGAAAGCAGUUGGAAUUUCGAUAUGUAAUUUUUCCUCUCUUUUACCUGCCAAUAUCCUUGUUUCUAUAAAAACGGCUGCCUCAGUUGGUCGUAUGCCGUGUGGAUAUGAGCUAUGUUUCAUCAGUUUUGUAAAGCAGUCUAUAAGAAGAUCAAUGACUGAUGUAGAAUCUUUUUUUAGUCUAAUCAGAAUUUUCUUCUUAGUUUUGAAAU